AUGUCCGAUUUCGUUGCCAAUUCUGGCUUUCUCAACGCUCACAUCAUGCCGGCUAGCGUCGCAUUCGAUACGAGUGCUUAUCCAGCUCCAAAUGCACCUUCCAGAGGACCUAAUCAUCAAUAUCAUAACGCGCGAUUCAUCCAAAACGCGUUUUCGGGUCUUAAUCUUCCUGAAGGCGACCUGAACCGUCGUCGCUUCUGCCUAAGCUCUAUCCUCAACUCUCCGUCUUGGCUGCUACAGAUUUCUCCUGUGACGACCACGCAAGCCCAGGACUUUGUAAUUCGGGCUGGUCGCCGGCGAGCCAUCUGUUGCUUUUGCCGUCGACGUGGCUUUCGCAUGUUCAUUAUCCGAUGCGCACGUAGGCAUCUCGCCUAA
Serendipita indica DSM 11827 is the source of this 375-nucleotide messenger RNA. The record is from the annotation of a GenBank genome assembly. NCBI's taxonomy places the organism in Eukaryota, Fungi, Basidiomycota, Agaricomycetes, Sebacinales, Serendipitaceae.